Molecule: messenger RNA, 2436 nt
Organism: Neoarius graeffei (lesser salmon catfish)
Lineage: Eukaryota; Metazoa; Chordata; Actinopteri; Siluriformes; Ariidae
Product: zinc-binding protein A33-like
Exons: 6
Coding region: 57-1217 (386 amino acids)
Molecular function (GO): zinc ion binding; protein binding
Source: RefSeq, a predicted model, not a curated record
AAUAACAUCGGUCCACCUGUCAUCUGUACAGCUUGAAAGAAUAACAGUGAAAGAAAAUGGCUUCUGCUUUUGUCUGCAGUCUGCACAACGAGAAACUAAACCUCUUCUGUCUAGAUGAUCAACAAAUGGUGUGUCUGGUGUGUCGGGAUUCAAGAAAACACACCAACCACAAAUUCUGCCCUGUUGAUGAGGCAGUAACUGACUGUAAGGAGGAGCUGCAAACUGCACUGAAGCCCCUACAGGAGAAACUGAAGAUCUUUCAAGACUGUAAACUGAACUGGAGUCAGACUGCAGAACAUAUAAAGAUUCAGGCCCAACACACAGAGUGUCAGAUUAAGGAGGAGUUUGAGAAGCUUCACCAGUUUCUACGAGAUGAAGAGGCAGUCAGGCUCACUGCACUGAGAAAGGAAGAAGAGCAGAAGAGUCAGAUGAUGAAGGAGAAGAUUGAGAAGCUGAGCGGAGACAUAUCAUCUCUUUCAGAUACAAUCAGAACCAUAGAAGAGGAGAUGGGAGCCGAAGACGUCUCAUUCUUACAAAACUACAAGGCCACAGUGAAAAGAGCCCAGUGCACACUGCAGCAUCCAGAGGAGCUUUCAGGAGCACUGAUCCAUGUGGCAAAACAUCUGGCCAACCUGAAGUUCAGAGUCUGGGAGAAAAUGCAGGAUGCUGUCCAAUACACACCUGUAAUUCUGGACCCCAACACUGCUCAUCCUAAACUCACUGUAUCUAAUAAUCUGACCAGUGUGAGACUCAGUGUUGAGAAACAGAAACUUCCUGAUAAUCCAGAGAGAUUUGAUGAAUUUUCAUGCAUUCUGGGAUCUGAGGGCUUUAACUCGGGGACACACUGCUGGGAUGUCAAAGUGGGAGACAGUACAAUGUGGGCUGUUGGUGUAAUGACAGAAUCUGCUCAGAGGAAGGGUAAGAUAAACUCCAGAAGUGGACUCUGGUAUGUGAGACAUUAUGAUGGCACAUACAGAGCAGGUUCUACACCAGAGCUAUCGACUUCCCUCUCAGUAGCACAGAAACUCCAGAGGAUCAGAGUGCAGGUGGACUGGGAUGAAGGAACACUGUCAUUUUCUGACCCUCUCACUAACACACACAUUCACAUGUUCACACACACAUUUACUGAAAAAUUACUGCCAUUUAUAAAUGUUGAAGUGUCUCCACUGAAGGUCCUCUCACAUCAGUGCUCGGUAAGAGUGAGUCCAUUCAUUUAGAGUUAUUUAAUUCAGUAUUUAAACAAUGUUUAAAUGGAUUUUAUUGAUGACUUUUAAUGGAUUAAAGCUUACAACAAGAGUCUGAUGAUGUCAGUGGUUCGCCGGCUUCAUGCAGUUAUUGUAUAACCAAAUAUAUAUAUGUUAUUUACCAGCUGGGAGGUCCGUAUCGUGAAAUACCGUGACCGAGGUCUUGAAAGUACUGAGCGAGGCCCUCUGGGCCGAGGUCAGUAUUCAAGGCCGAGGUCACGGUAUUUCACCAUAUGGACCGACCUUAAGCUGCACUGUAAACCCUGAUAAGUUGAGUUUACUCAAACAGUGUUUGGAAACUGGUUGCCUUGAAAUUUAUAGUACAUUAAACUUCAGAUGUCUUGUAAAUGUAAAUUGCUUUACCAUGCAGCAUGAACUAACCAUUUUAAGUUUUUUGUACUUAAAAGCCUGAUAAGUUGUAUUUACUCAAACAGUGUUGGGAAACUGGUUGCCUUGAAAUUUAUAGUACAUUAAACUGAAAUAUGUUUAUUUGAUUGAACUUAAUAUUUAAACUUUCCUAGAAUUCAUCUUUAGUGAUUAUACUUUACAUUUUAACUUAACAAGAAUUCGAUUUACCUGUUAAAGCAAUAAAACAAAUGACAGUGUAUAAAGUUUUUCCAUUGCAUUUGUAUUUUAUUAACAAGAAGUGCACAAUAAACAUUGAAACAUGAAACAUGUUUUUUCUUUAACCAGAUAUGUGCUAACAUUAAUACGUAGCCCCUUAACAUUCCCCGUACUGCCAGCGGGACGCUGUAUACUUACAUUAUCCGAAAAGUUUUCAAAAAAAAAAGUGUCUCAUUCCAAAUCCAGAGAGCUCUCCACAGUGACAAACGCAACUUAGCCAACAGAUGGAAAUGACGUGAAAUUGGUAAAAUACCACCUGUAACUAUCAAACUGUAAAACACGCGAUUUCCACUGCUCUUAAAGUUAAAACAAACAUUCCCACCGACAGUCAGGAUCCAAAAUACUAAGUUCAGAGAACAAACGUUGGCUGAAGCUCACUCUGAAUUUUACCAAACCUCACGUAACUGCUGCUGAUGUGUGAAAGUUAAAAUGGUGGCUUCACAACUCUGCGCAGAUUAAAAAAGAGGUGUGGUCAUGACUAAAACUAGGAAUUUUAAGGCCAUUCAACUUAAACUUAUUAACACUUUUGACUAUGUGUACAAAUUAGUAGAAUAUACUUAAUAUUUUU